CAAGCAAUCCUGUCAUUAAACAAUAAUUCAUCGAAGCUUAGAUUCAUCGUAUUCUCAUAAACUGGACUGUUCACUCAGGAAUAUGUUAUAGAAAUAUAUUCUCUGUCGUGUUAAAUGCGGCAUUUCAUCAUUAUGAUUAUUCGCUUUUUCGACAACGUACUGCAAAUCGCGAUAGUUGCAUACGCGCCGCAACGAAAGUUCUUCUCAACAUGUGUUUAUACAGGAAAAAAUUGAAAAAAGACUCUUAAUACACGUAUAUAUGUUGACACGCGUACAUUAAGCUUGACACGACGUUACGGUGGACACAAUGUCGAAGCGUAAAGCACUUGAUCAGAAGGUCUGCUGCUUCUGUGGGCUAUCAGAUGACAAUGAAAUAGAAUUUGGAAAGAUUCAUCAACAUGGGGAUAUUGUUACACAUUAUUAUUGCUUAUUGUUAUCCUCAAACAUGGAACAGAAAGGACGCGACAAUGAAGGCAUUUUGGGGUUUCUAGCAUCAGAUAUACAAAAAGAGAUUCGCAGAGGAAAACGAUUGGUGUGUUCAUACUGUAAAAAGAAUGGUGCCACUUUGGGUUGUUGUAAUACAAAAUGUAAACGGAUAUUUCAUUAUCCUUGUGGGCUAAGGGCUGGAUCCUUAAACCAAUUCUUUGGUGAAUUUAGGUCAUUUUGUAACAAUCACAGACCAAAACAGAAAAUAGAUCUUAAGGUGAAAAAUCAAUUAGAAACGACCACGAACAUUAAAUGUUACAUAUGUUACGAGGAUGUAGAUCCUGCAGAUAUAACUAAUACAAUAUGGGCUCCUUGUUGUAAAAAAAAUACAUGGUUUCAUAGAAGAUGUGUUCAACAACUUGCUAUGAGUGCUGGUUAUUUCUUCAAGUGUCCCUUGUGCAAUAAUAAAGAAAAAUUUGAAAAAGCAAUGCUAGAAUUUGGAAUUUUUAUUCCAAGACAAGAUGCUUCUUGGGAACUUGAGCCAAAUGCAUUUCACGAACUUUUGUUCAGGCAUGAUCAGUGCGAUGCUCCAAUGUGUCUUUGUCCCAAAGGUAGAAAAUAUACCAGUUUUAAUGCAAAGUGGGAGCUGACACUGUGUCGAAGCUGUGGUUCACAAGGAAUUCACAUGGCAUGUGGACAACUUAAAUGGGCCAAACCUGUUUGGGAAUGUUCAGAAUGUAUUUCUAUACUAGAUAAAUCCGAAGAAACAACUAACGCAAACACAUCUGUGAUUACAUUACAGAGCAAUGAUUUUAACUCCGAGAACAGUGACAGUGAUAUUUCCGUUGGUAAAGAGUCGCCUAUACCGUUCAUGACGAACAUACCAAGUCCAAUUCUGAUGCAAGAUGUGCCGACUAUUAAAUUACGUCCUGGUCCACGGACCUUUAAAUUACGACAACAAAUGCAAAUCGCAAAAGAACAAGAAAUGCAGAACCGCAUCAGUAAGCAACAAAGUACCGAAGAAGAGGAUACGACAUCAAAGUUACCAUGUGCAGAGGAAUGUACAAGUAAUAAAAAUACUCUUAAAAGUAGAUCAGAUAUAUGCGAAGAAUAUAUUAAUUCAACAACUGAACAUUCUGAAUCUGUAACUGCUGCCCUGAAUGAUACUAUAAUUAUGCUCGACAGUGACGAUGAUAGAACAAAGAAUAAAACUACCAGUUCGCUAGAAAGUACAAUACUAAUUGCUGAUGUUAGUGAAACUGCAGCAACGAAUCUGUUUGAAUUAAAAAGUAGUGCUGUUGAAGACGAAAAGAGCGACACAGUGCAUGAUUUUAGUCUCUUCCAGACACUAAAGUUAGAAACAAGCAAUUUAGACGAAAAUUACAAAAAUAAUUCGUCGACAGACAAUUUUAAAUCUGCCGAAAAUGUCGAUUUAGAGGAAAACAAAUCUAUUGCUUUAGAUGAGAUAAUACAUCUAAACCCAGCAAGUGAUUACGAUUCCAGAGACAUGCUUUCGAAUAUCAAAAUCAGCAAUGUAAUGUCUUUGACACCCGAAGAAUUUGAGAAUGUAUCAUUCAUUAUGGCGGAACGGGAAGCUGACUGUACUGAGUGUCCGUCACAGAUUUGUAGUCCUAGACCUCACUCUUCGAUGUCAAAAAGUGAUCAUUUUGAAGAAGUACGUUUCAAAAGAAAAGUCGACAACGAUACUUUGAGUUCGACGAAUGCAUUAGAGGUGAACCAUAAGAAAAUGAGAAGAAGCCUUGAUAUAUUGUAUGAACAAGAGAAACAGCGUCGACAUGUACAUAUUAGUACUAAAAAUAGUAGGAAGCCUGUUGCAUCUGUAAAUAGUACAUUACCUUCAAUAGAAAUUAAUAAAGAUAAUAAGGACAGUACCUCUGGAAAUGUGUUGAAGAUACACGAUAGUGUUACAAAAACGGCUGCCACAAUUAAUCAAACGUCUAACGCAGACCAUUCGAUCGAAGCGAAUACAUACGAAACAUUAGACAAUGAUGUUGGUUCAACAUCAUCGGAAUGCAAAAAACAAGGCAAUAAUAAUCGCACGACUAUGAAUCAGGCGGAAACAAUAUUCGAAGACAAAAUGAUCAAAGGACAUAGAAGAAGUUGUGACGCGGAUGCAGGCACCAGUCCUGCUGUCACCAGAUCAGGAUAUAGGGACAUCACGAGGGAUUCAAGGAUCGAUCCCACAAGAGAAUGCGUCAGUCACGUUUCUUUGCAAUCAGGGACAUCAGAGCAGUUGGAACGACAAUCCGGUCUUCAGAUGGCUACCAUUUCACACUGUAAAACAAGUGUCGGUGGAAUCAACCAAACAAGUAACGAACGUGAUCACUAUAGACUGAUACCUGAAUAUAUACGUCUGCGUGAUCUAAAGUUCCGUGUGUGUAGUUCGAAUAAUUUGCAGAUGAUAUUAUACAAUAAGUUUUCUGUGAAUAUUAACAUGGAGAAUGCAACUGCCGUGAGAAAGACUACGAAAUUCGAUGUAUCUCCGCGGAAGAGUGUUCAACAAAAGUAUCUUAAAACGCAUACCGAAUCUCCUUCAGUUUUCAUGACUGAGAGCAUUUUAUGCAGUAGCACGCCGAUUUGUAAAGAUAAGGUCAGGCACAGUUUACCCGUUAUCGACCGGUCUGAAAAUUAUCGUGACGAUGCUAAGGAGAACUUGGACCCCAUAUCCUGUAAAAAUUUAGCAGAUAAUAGCAAUAAUCUAAGCGAGGAAAGUGGUUCGAUGCAUUUCCCUUAUAAUCUGUCGAAAGCGAUCGAAGAGGACAACAAGCGACUUCAUCGAGAAACCGUUAACUCGGUGACCGAUAUCGUGAAUACUUUCGAUGCGGACGAACUGAUCGCGCGUUCGAAUGAUAUACAGUUUAAAAAUAUUAGUAGCGUUAAACAGAAUGUUCGAAGAAACGGGACUGCCGAAUAUAUUAAAAAGGACGAUCCCUUCGACUCGAAAUCGAUUUGUGUAAAUAGUAUAUUCGAGAAUAAGAAGAACGCGACUGGGAGUAAUUUUAAAAUAAGUAUCGAUUUGAAGAAAAUUGAAAGCUUCAUCCAUACAAAUCCGGAAUUGUUCUCGAAAAGUAGGAAAAUAAAUGACGAACGAAGUAUCGACGAAGUAGGUUUCUUGAAGGAAUGGAACGAUAUGAGCGAAAUAAGUAAUAUCGCAAGUAGACAUGUCACGGAUUCAGUGAUAGACGAAUCGAUGCAUCUUGGGAACUUUACGAUAUCCUUGACAGGGAAUAGAUUAACAGAAUUGAAAAGCCACGCAGAGGAGAGUAAGGAAAGUGAUAAUGAGGUAGUGUCUACGAAUAAUUUAGUGACGGAGACAAGAUAUUUCAAUAAACCAUCGUUCAAUCGUUCGAAACACGAUGUUAAGUGGACUGGUAGUCAUUUUGAGAAACGAUGUUUCUUCAAUAGAUAA
Messenger RNA from Dufourea novaeangliae, 3856 nucleotides. RefSeq lists its product as uncharacterized. The record is from RefSeq and is a predicted model, not a curated record. Gene Ontology annotation, cellular component: nucleus. Bases 308 to 3856 code for a protein of 1182 amino acids. The transcript is spliced from 15 exons. NCBI's taxonomy places the organism in Eukaryota, Metazoa, Arthropoda, Insecta, Hymenoptera, Halictidae.